Pelodiscus sinensis (Chinese soft-shelled turtle) is the source of this 289-nucleotide messenger RNA. Lineage: Eukaryota; Metazoa; Chordata; Testudines; Trionychidae. The record is from RefSeq and is a predicted model, not a curated record.
CUCGGAGAUGCUGGAGGGGGCGCUGAGGAGCUACGAGGACCUGGAGUUCCAGCAGCUGGAGCGUGAGAGCCGCCUGGAGGAGGAGAAGGAGGAGGCCUGCCAGGCCUUGUCCCUCCAGAUAGCCCAGGUCCAGGAGAACCUCAAAGAGAGGAGGUGGAAGGUGCGCAGGCUGGAGGCCCAGGUGAGCUCGGUGCAGGAGCACCUGGCGGGCGAGUCCUGCAGGGUGGCGCAGAAGGGAGAGGCUGCCCAGAGCCUCAGCUCGGUGAGAAACCCCCUCCCAGUGCUCUAA